Eubalaena glacialis (North Atlantic right whale) is the source of this 1464-nucleotide messenger RNA. It is a transcript of the gene ETV7, whose product is annotated as ETS variant transcription factor 7. Gene Ontology annotation, biological process: cell differentiation; regulation of transcription by RNA polymerase II. The transcript has 11 exons. Lineage: Eukaryota; Metazoa; Chordata; Mammalia; Artiodactyla; Balaenidae. Gene Ontology annotation, cellular component: nucleus. Gene Ontology annotation, molecular function: sequence-specific DNA binding; DNA-binding transcription factor activity, RNA polymerase II-specific. The record is from RefSeq and is a predicted model, not a curated record.
AUGGACAGACGGGUGGCUCCCUCACCUCCACCUGUAAUGCAGGGGGGAGUUGACUCUCCUGUGAAUCCCGAGGCAGCCACACCACCCCCAGACACCUAGGCCCAAGCCAGAUGGGAAGCUCGAGUGAAUCUGCUGGGUGAGGGGGGAAAUCUACAAGCUGCUGGGAAGACUGCGACGCGCAAGUCGGCCCCUUGCUCACCCCAGCCGGCCCGAGCAAGCCGGGUGGAGGGCAGGGGCGAGAUGACGGACCGAAGUUCCCCUGGACAAAGAUGCUGCGCGCAGCUCUUCCUAAAGAGCAGGGGCGGCUCGAAGCGAACCCCUGCGCCUCAAAAGUUGGUCUCUCCGGGAGGCCCGGGGACGCGGCGCCGGGGCCGGGCCAACUUACCUGGCGCGCAGCCCGGAGGGCGGACGGGGCUUAGCCGGCGGGGUCAGUCCCGCCCGCGGCGGCAGUUUGGCCAUGGGCGCGGCCGGGCCUCGCUGGCAGUGCCUCGUCGGAUGCUGAAGGCUGAACUCUGUCUCCUCUGUGAGCCCAUGCUCUCGAGCAAUGAGGACGAGCUACGCUGGCUGCGCUUGGCUGAGCAGGAGUAUUCUCUGCAGCACACCAGGGAGCAGGACUUUGAGAUGAACAGCCGAGCCCUUUGCAUCCUCACCAAAGACGACUUCCCACUCCGCUCCCUGGCCUGCCCUCCCGCCCCACCCGCAGCUGACGUUCUGUAUGAGUUGCUCCAGUACAUCAAGACCCAGCGGCAAGCCAUAGCACGUGGGCCCUUUUUCAGAAGGGCUUGCAGGCAGAGGGUGCCCACUCAGCCCUUCCCCUGCUGCCUGGAAGCCACACCAGCCUCCCUGCUCAUUGAACAAGCCAGAGACAUCCCUGCCUCAGGGCCUUUGCACUUACUAGGGGAUCGGGGCCUCCUGCAGCAGCCACCAGCCCUGGGGCUUGCCAGCUCCUUGAGCCAUGUGGAUGCCCCUGGCCUGGCCAGCUGGCCCCUCAGCAGGCAGGAGUCCCUCAGUUCAUCUCACUGUGUGGAGCUCAGCUGCAGGGCUGAGGGAGUCUCCUCCUUCCCCACGAUGCCACAGGCCCCCACUGAUGGCAGGAUCACUGCCUGCCAGCUGCUGUGGGAUUACAAGUAUCAGCUGCUCUCUGACACCAGGUACGAGCCCUACAUCAAGUGGGAAGACAAUAAUGCCAAGAUCUUCUGAGUAGUGGAUCCAAAUGGGCUUGCCAGAUUCUGGGGAAACCACAAGAAGCGGGUGAACGUGACCUAUGAGAAGAUGUCGCAUGUCUUGUGCCCCUACCAUAAUCUGAACAUCAUUAAGAAGGAACUCGGGCAGAAACUCCUGUUCAGAUUUCUGAAGACACCCAGGAAGAUCAAUCAGGACAAGGGCAGCAGCAGGGAGCUUCUGGAGAGCCAGGAGCAGGACAGGGUGGACUUCAAGGAGGAGAUGCUGGAAGUCUCUCUGUGA